CGACAAACGAAGAAGAGCAGCACAGUGAUAGCCGGAGGAGUUAGGACCAGUGCUGCACCAUGUCCGAUGAAGGGGUCAUAGAUUGUGCGCAUGAAUUUCCAGCCCAUUACAAAGUCAUGCUUGACAAGUUAAAUGAGCAGCGGCAGCUGGAUCAAUUCACAGAUAUCACUCUCAUUGUGGAUGGCCACCAGUUCAGAGCCCAUAAAGCGGUACUGGCAGCAUGCAGUCAGUUCUUCCACAAAUUCUUUCAAGACUUCACACAAGAGCCAUUAGUGGAGAUUGAAGGAGUUAGCAAUUCUGCCUUCCGCCACCUGAUGGAGUUCACCUACACGGCCAUGUUAGCAGUAAACGGCGAAGAAGAAGUCAACGACGUCUGGAGAGCCGCAGAGUAUCUUCAGAUGCAAGAGGCCAUCAAAGCUCUGAACAACAGAGUAAAUGGUACCACCUCAUUUGGCACGACUCAGGCUUUGGCUAGCAAGAACAAUGCCAAGAAGCGGAAGAUUGCAGAGACCUCCAACGUAAUUACUGAGACACUCCCUUCAGUGGAGACAGAGACAGUGGAGAUUGAGUUAGAAGUAGGGGGCGGAACGAUUGAAGUCGAGGAAGGGGGAAUUGAAGAGGUUGUGGAUGCUGCUAGAGGUGCCGCCCAAACCACUUCGGACGACUCGGCUUUGGCCCUCUUGGCAGACAUCACCAGCAAGUACCAGCAGGGUGAACAGACGGUCCACGUGGUGAAGAAGGUGGGAGACGACGAGGAAGUGCUCCUGCAGGAGGAGGCGGUUACGGCCUCCAAGGCUCUAGAGGGGAUCGAGGUUGUGGAGGUGCAGAUCUCGCAGCUGGACAACAUGUUCCGCUGUGACAAGUGCGACCGUUGCUUCAAACUGUUCUACCACCUCAAGCAGCACAUGAAAUCGCAUGCUAAGCUGCCAAUGGCGGGUUCUGAAAAGCCCUUCGUCUGCAGACACUGUGGAAAGACUUACGCUCGUGAGGGGGCCUUGAAGCAGCACCUCAACAGUUACCACUAUGAUGCCGAGGAGCAGUCGCGCCCACAGAAGAAGAAAGUGCACGUGUGUGCGUACUGUGAGAAGAGGUUUGACCAUUUCGGACACUUCAAAGAACACUUAAGGAAACACACAGGUGAGAAACCUUUUGAGUGUCCAGACUGCCAUGAACGGUUUGCCAGAAACAGUACUCUAAAAUGUCACAUGGCGGCUUGCCAAAACGGCUGUGGAGCAAAGAAAGGGAGAAAGAAGCUCUAUGAGUGUCAGGUAUGCAACAUGGUGUUCAACAGCUGGGAUCAGUUUAAGGACCAUCUUGUGAUCCACACUGGUGAAAAGCCCAACCACUGUACCAUAUGUGACCAGUGGUUCACUCAGCCACGUGAUCUACGCUCCCACCUUCAAGACCACCAUGGCCUGCAAGACAAGGUGGUGGUGUCGACGACCACCACGACGACAGAGGAGGUGGUGCUCGCCGACCCCGCCGAAGAAGUUCUUCUGGAAGAUGGCAUGCGGGUGGAGCACGUUACGGUCGAGCCCGUGGAUGUCGUCGCCGUUGAGGAGGCUCUGGUGGUGGAGGACGAAGCUCAGUUACAGGGAGCAUCCACGGGAGAGGUGGUGGAGGAGGCGGAGGUGUGCAAGGAGGACGUGGAGGCACCCAAAGAGCAAACUGUGGAAAUUCUAUUAGAAAACAUGGGUGGAGAAGUAUCUGUGGACCAGGCGCAACAGGAAGAGAAAGCAGAAGAAGAGGCACAAGCUGGAGUUGUAUGA
Messenger RNA from Chanos chanos (milkfish), 1769 nucleotides. RefSeq names its product zinc finger protein 131 (gene zbtb35). Gene Ontology annotation, molecular function: protein binding; DNA-binding transcription factor activity, RNA polymerase II-specific. Gene Ontology annotation, cellular component: nucleus. The transcript is spliced from 7 exons. Lineage: Eukaryota; Metazoa; Chordata; Actinopteri; Gonorynchiformes; Chanidae. Gene Ontology annotation, biological process: regulation of transcription by RNA polymerase II. The record is from RefSeq and is a predicted model, not a curated record. Bases 60 to 1769 code for a protein of 569 amino acids.